AUGGCCCUUUAUGGUUCAUUGCAGUUGUCCCAUGCCCUGGGUAUUUGCAGAAACCAAGGGUGCUAUAAGCCAGAAAAUAGUGUCAUGAGAAGGAGGUUGCAUAUAUCAAAGGAUCCCCUCUCACUUAGUGUUUCGUUGGGGCGACAUGAUUUCAAGAAUAUUAUACUCUCAGAUUACCUUCGUAGGCCUAUUUGUUCAGUACCAUACAGAACCACCGCUUUUAGGUGUCAUUCUUUUUCUGCAGGAGGCAAGGCAAUUGAACCUGCUAUUAAAGCUGCCACUGUGGUACUAACAAAGUCAUACGGAUUAAUACAAAAAUUCCCUCUUGUAUAUAAGUUGGCUCCAGCUGUUGCUCUUCUUGUUUUCUCCCUGUGGGGUUUAGUUCCUGUUGUUCGCCAAGGAAGAAACCUAUUACUUAAUAAGAAUGAUAACGGUUGGAAAAAGAGCGGUACAUACUAUGUUAUGACUUCGUAUGUUCAACCCCUGCUGUUAUGGUUAGGAGCUCUAUUCGUAUGCAGGGCAUUAGAUCCUGUUGUUCUUCCUACUGAAGCUAGCAAAAUUGUAAAGGAUCGGCUUUUGAAUUUUGUGAGGUCAUUGUCAACAGUACUUGCAUUUGCCUACUGUUUAUCAAGUCUUAUCCAACAAACACAGAAGCUCUUCUCUGAAACAAGUGACCCAAACGAUUCAAGAAAUAUGGGAUUUCAGUUUGCUGGGAAAGCAGUGUAUUCUGCUGUGUGGGUUGCUGCGGUUUCACUUUUCAUGGAGUUGCUGGGUUUCUCUACACAAAAAUGGCUCACUGCUGGAGGUCUUGGGACAGUUUUGAUUACUCUUGCUGGCCGAGAGAUUUUGACAAACUUUCUCUCAAGUGUUAUGAUUCACGCAACCCGGCCAUUUGUUCUGAACGAGUGGAUUCAAACCAAGAUUGAAGGUUAUGAAGUUUCUGGUACUGUGGAGCAUGUUGGUUGGUGGUCACCAACAAUCAUAAGAGGUGAAGACCGCGAGGCAAUCCACAUCCCAAACCAUAAGUUCACAGUCAAUGUCGUAAGAAAUCUUACUCAGAAAACUCAUUGGCGUAUCAAAACUCAUCUAGCAAUCAGUCACUUGGAUGUCAACAAAAUAAAUAAUAUUGUAGCUGACAUGCGGAAAGUAUUGGCCAAGAAUCCUCAAGUUGAGCAGCAGAGGUUACAUAGAAGGGUAUUCUUGGAGAAUGUCGAUCCAGAAAAUCAGGCACUCAGGAUAUUAAUCUCGUGUUUUGUGAAGACGUCCCAUUUCGAAGAAUACUUAUGUGUAAAGGAAGCUAUAUUGUUGGACCUUCUUAGAGUCAUAAGCCAUCACCGAGCACGUCUAGCUACACCAAUCCGUACAAUCCGAAAGAUGUACACAGACGCCGACAUGGAAAACGCACCAUUUGGAACAUCAAUGUACGGCCCUGGAGGUGUUGCUUCUCGGCGUCCUUUGAUGCUAAUCGAACCCGCUUACAAAAUCAAUGGAGAAGACAAAUCGAAAUCUCAAAACCGUGCAUCAAAACAAACCGCAGAGGAAGAAAAAAAGGUUCCGAGUCCAAAGUCGAAAGAAACAUCUUCUCCAGACCCAAAGGUGACCGUGAAAGUUGGAGAAUCACCAGUUUCUGAUUCCAACAAGGUACCUGAUGAAACAAGAGUAAAGCCAGGAACCAAACUGGCUACCACCGCAGAGCUAGAAAACAAGGUUCCAAGUCCAAAGUCCAAAGAAACGUCUUCCCCAGACCCAAAGGCGACCGUGAAAGUUGGAGAAUCACCGGUUCCUGACACCAACAAGGUACCUGAUGAAACAGGAGUAAAGCCAGGAACCACCAAAGCGGUCUCUAAACCGGCUACCACCGCAAAGGAUACAGCAGAAACAUCAGGAGCUGAGAAACCAAAAGCCAAGAGAAGUGGUACCACAGUAAAGUCAACAAAGAACGAUACGCAGAACGAAACAGAUGGUUCGACAUCAUCCAUAUCUAGAUCAGCUUUGGAAGAGAAUAUAGUACUGGGUGUUGCACUAGAGGGCUCAAAGAGAACACUUCCAAUUGAGGAAGAGAUACAUUCUUCUUCUUCGUCCACGGAAACAGAUGGUAAAGAACUCACCGGUGCUCGUAGAUCCGGUGGAAACGGACCAUUGGUGGCUGAUAAAGAACAGAAAGAUGUACAAUCUCAACCAAGCUCAGGUGCUACGAGCGAGCAGUGA
Arabis nemorensis is the source of this 2208-nucleotide messenger RNA. The record is from the annotation of a GenBank genome assembly. NCBI's taxonomy places the organism in Eukaryota, Viridiplantae, Streptophyta, Magnoliopsida, Brassicales, Brassicaceae.